UUAUUAGCCACACUAUUCACUAAAACCCAGACCCCAAAUUUCAGUUAGAACCAGAAGAGUGAAGCCAGAAAAACCGAAAAUCGAAGCCACACUAUAAAAGCGGUUAGGGUUUCUUCACAGCAACAAUGGCGGUUCUGAGAACCACAACGGCCAUGAUGCUCAGGCAUUUCUCUCAGCCAUCCGUGUUCUUCUUACCAUCAAGCCCGACCUCUCUGGUUCGCUCCACUGCCGGAAUCAGCAUCCGGUGCGCCGCCUCCGACUCCGGCGCCGGUGGGAAGAAGGUAUCCGCUCGGCUCUCUCAGGUCAACCAGCUCUUGCAAGAAGCCGAGGAGCGUGCUUUCUCCGCUGACAACCUCCCCGCCCCUAAAAUCACAUUAGAUCAUGUAACUGUGAGUUUCGCAAGAAGUGGAGGACCUGGAGGACAGAAUGUGAACAAAUUGAACACUAAGGUGGACAUGCGAUUCAAUGUUAAAAAUGCGUAUUGGCUAAGUGACAGGAUCAAGGAGAGGAUUUUGCAAAUGGAGAAGAACCGAAUCAACAAGGAUGGGGAGCUUGUGAUUUCUUCAACCAGGACUCGUACACAGAAGGGUAACAUUGAAGAUGCUUUGGAGAAACUUCAGGCAAUUAUUGAUGCUGCUUCGUAUGUUCCACCUCCUCCCUCAGAAGAGCAAAAGAAGAAGAUCGCUAAAAUGGCUGCUAUUGGAGAACAGAAACGCCUCAAAAGCAAGAAGGUACUUUCAGACAAGAAGGCAUUUAGAAGAACUCGUGACAGUUGGGACUGACUGGUCCAUGCUGUGUGGUCCUCUUAAUAUGAGAAGUUUGUAUAUAGGCUAUAUGGAGAAACAAUUCAAGUGAUGGAGAAACAAAUCAAGAAUUAGGAAUACAUUGUUCAUGAGUGACGGUGAAAAUACUAGUUGUUCAACAGCAAAGGUUUUUUUAAUGUUAGAUGACUAUUGCUAAGGUUCUUAAAGAUGAUAGUCAUUGGUUGUACUUCCUCUGAACUACCUCUCGUGUUACAAUGAUUGAGAGUCAAUGUCUUAGAUCAAGUACUGAAUUGUAAAAUCCUGGUGCAUGUUCUACGUCUCCAGGACCUGAAAUUCUUCUUAAUGGUGACCUUGGUUCAUUAACAGUGUAAUACUUGGUUAAUUUGCUCCUCUAUCCAACUAUCCAUUAUGAUGUCUCUCAA
Molecule: messenger RNA, 1186 nt
Organism: Rosa chinensis
Lineage: Eukaryota; Viridiplantae; Streptophyta; Magnoliopsida; Rosales; Rosaceae
Product: peptidyl-tRNA hydrolase ICT1, mitochondrial
Exons: 8
Coding region: 126-782 (218 amino acids)
Biological process (GO): translational termination
Molecular function (GO): translation release factor activity
Source: RefSeq, a predicted model, not a curated record